CAAACAGUAUGUAUAUACACACACAGUGAGAUGGAAGAAAGGGAUGAAAAACCAAUAACCCGUGAAGGUAUUGGCAAAAAGAGAAACAGAAACUGGGCAUCCUUCAGUGGAGGAAAGCCCGAAAAAGGUGGUGUGGCUACUGCUAACCCUCAAUCGAGCUCCAUUGACGACUUACACCACACUGCAUCGCACCUUCCAUCCUUAGGUGAAGAGUCCGGUAUUCUUUAACUUCCAUUCCGAAAGUACAGUACUACAUUUUAAAUACAGACUCCUGCCAUUACAUUCCAAGUUUCUUCCUUCCAUCUGUUCAGGCCGUGGGUUUCUGUCUUGUUUGGCUGUUGUUGCGACUCGUACAGAUAAAGACGCGACAUCUCGAUCCCUGCCAUUUCUCUCUGGGCUUCA
Messenger RNA from Lasiosphaeria miniovina, 402 nucleotides. RefSeq lists its product as uncharacterized. NCBI's taxonomy places the organism in Eukaryota, Fungi, Ascomycota, Sordariomycetes, Sordariales, Lasiosphaeriaceae. The transcript has a single exon. The record is from RefSeq and is a predicted model, not a curated record. The coding region runs from base 31 to 228 and encodes 65 amino acids.